Pygocentrus nattereri (red-bellied piranha) is the source of this 6085-nucleotide messenger RNA. It is a transcript of the gene zbtb1, whose product is annotated as zinc finger and BTB domain containing 1. Lineage: Eukaryota; Metazoa; Chordata; Actinopteri; Characiformes; Serrasalmidae. The coding region runs from base 1185 to 3227 and encodes 680 amino acids. Gene Ontology annotation, biological process: regulation of immune system process; negative regulation of transcription by RNA polymerase II; regulation of cytokine production. Gene Ontology annotation, molecular function: protein binding. The transcript has 3 exons. The record is from RefSeq and is a predicted model, not a curated record.
ACCAUUCAGCUGGUGGCAGAGCUGCGAGUGUUCUCGCAAACAGACCUUCCUCAUCCACCGCGCACCUCGCUUUCUUACCCAGCUGGAGGAAAACACUGGCAGACGCGCUGCUGCAGACAGCACUUUUGAAGAUCUGACCUUCCAUAUCAAUGGAAGACACCACCCCUAAAUAACUCCUCCAUCCUUUCUGCAAACUGCCCUCAAUUAGACUUGACGAGCCUUGUUUCCCUUUAACACACCAAGAUGGAAACGGAGGAGAUCAGCUGUGCAGAAUUCCAAGAGAAGGCAGGCCUGAAAAGAAAACUAACAGGCCCACCCAGACUUCUACUGGGCAAAACCAGAUCGCCAGUUCAGGAUGAGAAGUCAGAUGCUCAAGCUUUGAGAAAGCAACGGCGAGACAAAAAUAACGGCACAGCAGAAGAGCACCAAGGCAACAGUGAUGCAGAAUGUGAAUCGCACCAGGUUAUGUGUCAAAGCCCUCAAACUGCCUUCGCUGUAGAAGAACGAGAAACUUGCACAGAUCCCCCAGAAGAGUCUCUGGAAGCAGUGUCAAAGUCAGAAGAGAGGAGGGUCAAAGGACAACAUGGCAAGAGUGGGCUGAGGAGAAGCAGAGCUAAAGCAACAAUUAGAAGGAUGUUCUCCCCGGCCUUGAUGUGUGUUCGAAGGAGAAAGCAAUUAGAUACUAAAUCUGUGGAAGAUGCAGAAGACAGUGCGACAAACAGAGCACACAUCAGCCUUGAAGGCACUAAGGAUACUACACAUGAACUCCUGACCCUUUCAGGUGACUCCUUUAAUGUGACUGAAGGGUGCAAAGCAGGCCUGCUUAAGAAGGAAAGCACAAGAAAAGGAAAAAGAAAGUUCCGUGUUAGAAUGUGGCCCAUUUUCAGGAGACUUUCAGCAACAUCCAGCAGCAAUCAGAAGCAAAAAAAGGGCAGCGCAGGUCAAGAUCAUGACACUUUUAUUGAAAUAACCUCCGAAAGAUCCAACUCUGCAGACGAUCAGCCUGAUUACUGUGCUCCCGAGCCAUCUGGGGAUAAAGCUGUGGCUGAGCAGCUGAAAGGAUCAAGUGAGAUUCACGAGGACAUGGCAAGGAUCCAUGAGGAAAGCUGUCCAGGGAAAGAUCUAGAUCACAAGGAAGAGGGUACAGAUAAAGUUACCCUGAGUGCAGAGUUCUUUGCAGGGUGAUGGCAAGGCCAAGCCACAGUGAUCAUGUCUUGCAGCAGCUCAACAACCAACGAGAGUGGGGCUUCCUGUGUGACUGCUGCAUUGCCAUUGGUGAUAUUUACUUCAGGGCCCACAAGGCUGUGCUGGCAGCCUGCAGCUCCUACUUCAGGAUGAUGUUCAUCCGAGACCAGCAGGGAACAGCACGCCUUGAUCUCAGCAACAUGCAGAUCAGUGCAGAAUGCUUUGACCUCAUCUUGCAGCUAAUGUACCUCGGCCGUAUUAUGGUAGGCCACUUUGAGUUUGAGGAACUGAAGUCCUCCAUGGUUUAUCUGCAGAUGUACUACAUCCCUGAUUCUCUGGAGGAUCUUAGAGACAUCCGAACAUCUAACCUUACUCCCUCCUCUUCAGCCUCCUCCUCGUCAUCUAGUUCGUCAUCCUCAUCCAGCGCAGUGGGAGGCAAAAUGAUGUUUGGCGUACGCAUGUUUGAGCAGCGGAGGCAGAGUCCCCCAGAUAGUGAGCACGUGUCUAAGCUUGCAAAUACAACUACUCGUCAAAACAUUAACAUCUCAACCGUGAGGCCUGUUGAAGAUGUUGUCCUCACGCUUGCUCCAUCACACUCCGAGAAUCUGGUGGAGCAGCCUUGUGACUUGCGAAAGAGGACCUCAGGCCGAAGCUCUACCUUAAAAGAACGGCCCCGGUUUGGCCGCACUUACACAUGUGACGACUGUGGCUUUGUCUUCAGCUGUGAGAAGCUGCUCAUCGAGCAUAUCCUCACAUGUACCAACCGCAAGGCUUACCAGACACCCAGAGCCAGCAAGGCAGCUGACAAUGACUCCAGCAAAGCUGAGAGCUCUGCCUCUGAGGGAGGGGAGGAACACAGAGCAGUUUGCAAGGGUGAAGAAGACUGGCCUGAACACAAGUCAGACCCAGAGUCUGUGAUCAGGUCUGUUGCCACAGGAAUGGACACAGAUCCUGCCUUGUCUAGGAAUAUAACCAUCAAAGUAGAGCAGGAAGAAGACUCUGAUACAGAAAUGGAAAACAUCAAAGUGGUCCAGGUUGGCAACCAUAGUGUAGGGAGCUGCAAGGUACGCCGCAGGACAUUCAAAGCUAAUGUUACAGACCAUGUGAGAUUCGACAGUGAAGAAGAGGCAGGAGUGUCCACCAUGGAUGAUGGUGCUAGUGCGCUGGAGGGCCACAGCAAGGAGACUGGGUCAGAAGAUAAGGUGCACAGGAUCAAAGAGGAAAAGCAGGAUGGGGAGUGCACUCCAUGUGAGCUGUGUGGAGCCUUGUUGACCGAGGAGGACCAGUCUUCUCAUUACAUUUCCAACCACAUGGGACAUAUAUGUGCCUGCGGAAGAUGUGGCCAGGUGCUUAUCAAGGGCAGGCAGCUUCAGGAGCAUGCUGAGCGCUGCGGGGAGCCUCAGUGUGCAGAGACGGACUCACCAGGUGAAGACUCCCCGCUGCCUGAAGAAGGGCAGGCCAUGGAGGAGGGCUUGCUGGAAGGUGCUGACUUGGGCUUCCGUUGUCCCCUCUGUGGCUUAAUUUUUGAAAGUGAAAGCCAGGCUGUGGAGCACACGCUGGCCUGUCCUGAACAGGAGCCCUUCCGACCUGCAAUGAUGGAGGACAGCAGUGAGCCGGACCAUCGUCGCAAGCACUUCUGCGCCAUCUGCGGCAAAGGCUUUUACCAGCGAUGCCACCUGCGGGAGCACUACACGGUGCACACCAAGGAAAAACAGUUCACCUGCCAAACCUGCGGCAAGCAGUUCCUACGAGAGCGUCAGCUUCGGCUGCACACUGACAUGCAUAAAGGUAUGGCUCGCUAUGUGUGUCCCGUCUGUGAUCAGGGCACCUUCCUCAAGCACGAUCAUGUGCGCCACAUGAUCUCCCAUUUGUCAGCCGGAGAGACCAUCUGCCAGGUGUGCUUUCAAAUCUUUCCUAGCGGAGAACACCUGGAAAAGCACAUGGAUGUUCACUUGUACAUCUGCGGUGUGUGCGGGGAGAAAUUCCGCCUCCGCAAAGACAUGCGGAGCCACUACAACAUGAAGCACACCAAAAGACAGUGAGAGAGAAAUAGUGUGUGUGUCAUGUAAAAAUUUUAAAUAAGCCAUUCUAUAUCAAUGUGAGAAGAAAUCUAUGCACUUAGACACCAAAUAAUAACCUGUAAAACUGCACUUUUAACGGUAUGCAUAAUCCAGGUGUUUUGGUCAGCUUUCGUUUGUGGGAUUCAGUGCCUCAAACUUUAGGAAUACUGCCGUUUGUUGAAUCUCAGUUAAGCACUCUACAUGUAAUCUAUGAAAGACAGUAUAUUAUGUUUUACUAAACGAACUAAUCAGAUCAAAAUUUCUACAAUUUACACAUUAGCAAUUUGUCCAUCCUCAUUUCACAUGCCAAGCUUUGCAUACCUGCUUAUCUGAAGUUCUACAGAGCUUUUCUAAUUUGCCAACAUGGAUCUUUUUGGUGCUCUACAUUUUCUGUGACAAAAUGAAAUGUUUUAUUAUCAUUUUGAUUCAUAUUAGCCUUGAAAUAAUACUUUUCAGGUGGAGGUGCUCAAGAAGCCUCAUCUUUGAGGUUGUGAGAAAAAGGCUAUAUAGCAUUACAGGGUAUUGUGAAAGCCCCUUUUUUGCAAAAGAACACUAAAAUACUAUACAAAUCAGUCCUGAAACACUCUUCAGCUGACCCUUCUAACCAGCUAGGUCUUUUUUUGUCAUCAGUCUCAUUCCUAUUAAACGUAAUGUGGAAUUAAUGUAUUAACUAUGCAACUUGAGCUUGGAAUUUUAAAUAAAUUUAUUCUGUCAGAAUUCAACAAGAGCUGAUAAGUGCUGUCAUUAGAUGAUAUCUGCUGUUUUUAUUCUUAUUAUUUAAAGUAUAAUUCAUAUACCACACAAACUCAACGUGUAUAUGUAUGAUUUCAAGCAUUUAAAAUGUUUUAUACUGCUGUGAUAAACUAACAAUGAUGUUGAAAGUUUGACGUUUUCAGUUGGCUGUGUAUAUUAGCAGUGUAAACCUUUUUGAAAGGUUUGAAAUGUCUUUACAAAAUCUUACAUAUUAUAUGUUAAAGUAGAUUUGGUUCUAGCAGUUCACAGUGGGCACAGACAGUCUCAGUAGACUUACUGCAUGGUACACAAUGACACAUCUUUUUUUUUUUUCUUUUAUGUUUAUUUUGAGUCAACUUGUUUGAGGUUACUCAUAUGUUUUGGUGUGGUAUAAGCUGUUUCACAUUUCAUUUCUUCACUAGGCAGUAGUACCCUUGAAGAAAAUCUUGGCUUGAGUUCAAAAUGUUGUAAAAAUGUCAUAUUUUGCCUUGAUGCACAUUAUGAGAUUACAACAUUAAAAAGACUAGCGAUUGGGAAGUCUCUGUUUUUGAUAAAGUGUCCCAUGAAGCAUUUUAGGGGAGUCCCAUGUUGCUAAUGUUCAUAGUGGUCAAAAAGUAGGUGGAUCAAGCUUUUGCCCCAGAGGGCCACCCAUGAAACAAUUAAUCUAUGAUCUAAUAUUCUGAGUAGGAAGCAUUUUUGUGGUUGGACAGACAAUAGAUAGUCCAAAAUGGCAAAUAUUUGUUGUUUCAUGUCUUGAUUUGCAGCAUCUGCCUUUAACUUGGUCAUGAUUUUCCAGUGUAUGUUGGUCAUUCUACAGAAGUCGUUCAAAUGAGGGUUGUAAAAAUGUUAAAAAGUGUCAUCCCCAUAAAAUUCCUUGAAAUUCCGUAUUACAUUUUAACUACUGUUGAUAAGUUCACAGAGCAAGCUUUUAAAAUAUGUAUUUCAGAUUUUUACUUUCAUGUAUCUCUCUACAUUUCUCAAUACCAAAACCUCAAAAACAGCAGUAAAUCCUAGUGUUCUGUUUGUUUAUCAAGCUUUAAACACAUUUCAUUUUUCAGCAUCAAAUUAUGCACCAUACAUAUCAAUUCUGUUUCUUUCUGAAAGUAUAUUUGAUGAACAGUCGUUAUUUUCAGUUAAAUUUAGGAGGAAAAAAAGUUAACUGGCUGUACUUUUGUGCAUAUUUGACUUUGUAAGACAAAAAAAGACUAAAAAAAGACUAAAAAUAAAACGAUAAAUAAUAAAAGACUAAAAGUCACUCCUAAAACCCAUAUCUCAAUGCAGAGGGGACCUUUUGUUUUGGCAGCAACGUGUCUGUUUUCUGUUGUAACUGCUUUGUUUGUGACAAUUCAAGUUAAUUUUGCUUCAGAUAUGUACAUAGCAUUAUAUUUUGUAAGACUAACAAGGUGAUUGUUAGUGACACUUAAAGAAAGCACAUAUUAAAUCCUCUGACUUUGAAACACUUUGAUUUAAAACAAAGAUAAAAUAAAGAUUUAGAUGUUAAACAGCAUCUACUCAGGUAGAAGAGGAAAAUGUUUAAUAUUUCUCAUUGGUUUGCUUGUUUAUGGGUGUAGCCAAACAUUUAAUACAUUGCAGAGAGGUUAUUUGCGAGUGUUUCCGUGGUGAAAUGAAAAUUACAGACAGCAUAUGCUUAUUGCAUUUCCAUUUAAUGUCAGUAAAAAUUGAAAAUGUAUAUUAGGAGAAAAACAUUUAUUUAUAUUCAUAACAUAUGCAUUGUCUUUACCCAUUGUAAAAUGUCUCAGUUGCCUAUUUAUUCAUUUUUACCAUUAGUUUUGAACCACUUCAACAGAAUGACCUAUAGAAGCCAGGUUCACAUGCAUUUUUAUUAUUAUUAUUAUUAUUAUUAUUAUUAUUACACACUGACCACACAAAUGAAUUUUUUUUUUAAUCUGGACAUUACUGACCCAAGUAAUUCCACCCAUUUGUUUGGUAUAACAUACUGCAGAUUCAUUGCAUUUUCCUUUGGUAAAUGUGAACUGUUAAGUUUGGUGGUGGUUUUCUUAACCACGUCUGUUAUUAAAAAUGUAUUUCACUUUCAACUGUGCUGUUCAAAUAAGAAAGAUUUGAGAUAAAGUAAGUUGUAACUCUCA